Messenger RNA from Adineta ricciae, 2091 nucleotides. Lineage: Eukaryota; Metazoa; Rotifera; Eurotatoria; Adinetida; Adinetidae. The record is from the annotation of a GenBank genome assembly.
AUGUUAAACCAAAGUUGGGGAGUUGAACUUUGGGAUCAAUUCGAUAACGUAUCGAAAUACACGGACAAAAGUUUACAAUUCUGUGAAAAAUAUGAAUCCUUUCUCAAAGAUCGUUGUACAGUCGAAGAUGAAUAUGCCAAAGCAUUGAAAAAGUUAACUAAAACCUACACACCAAAAUUAAAAGAUCAAGAAGAAUUCUACAACAAAUAUACAUUUACGAUUGCAUUUUGUUCGGCGUUGAAAGAACUGCAAGAUCUUGCAUCUCAACAUGAAUUGAUCGCUGAAAACAUUCGUGAACGUUCAGUCAAGCAAAUUCAAAUAACAGUCAAAGAAUGUCGCGAACAACGAAAGAAAUGCUUAGACGAAUAUACGAAAAUCAAACGUCAGCUCGAUAAACAACAUGAACUAAUGAUUAAAUCUUUGCGAAAAUAUGAAGAAUGUCAUGAAUCUGCACGUCGUGCCAAAGAAAGCUAUGAAAAAGCUCAUGAAGAUCUUGAUUUAUCGCGUGCACAGCUCGAGAAAGCUCGUGACACGAUGACAUCGAAGACGAAAAUAUGUGAUGAUGCGCAUACGAAUUACUCCUCUCAAGUCUCUCUUUUCAAUGAUACUCAACGUUUAUUCUACGAAAGACAACUACCGAGUAUUCUAACGGAUUUGCAACAAUUGGAUAAUAAACGUUCGGAUGAACUAAAAGAUGUUUAUAUUAAAUUUAUUCAAUCACACGCAGAAGUUUUACCAAGGAUACAACGGUGUUUAGAUGAAAUGACCAAACAGACUGAACAAUUGAAUGCUUGUACAGACGCACAAGUUGUCAUUGAAGAAUACAAAUCUGGCUAUGGAAUACCAGAAGAUGAAAAAGAAAUCGAUCUAAAUGCAAUGGAUUUCCCGUCGAUACUACUGAAUGGAAGUAGUAAUGGACAUGAUCAGCAAGUUUAUAAUAUGAAUUUACACAACUCUCACCAUCCGACACCCAUGGAAUUAGCCCGAUCGAAUACGUUGAGAAGUUCGGGAAGUGAUCAUAGUAAUCAAAAUGGCGUCGCCACGAUUUAUGCCGUUGGUAAUGCCAGUGGUCAUGUUAAUGGCACACAAACAUUGAUGACGACACCAGCGAUGGGUUCAAGAAAAACAGUGGGAAGCAAAAGUAGUGGAACAGCAAGUACAAUCAGAAAAAUCUUUGGAAGUUCAUCUCAAAGAAAACCGGCAAAUAAUGGCAGUGCAAUAUCAUCUACAGUCAACACACCUUAUAGUUCCUUGCCACCGGCUCAACGUUUGAAAAAAUUUCAAGAACAAAUCAUCAACUGCAGAAGCGAACUGGAAAAAGAGCAAAAAGCCAAAGAAGGUUUGGCUAAAAUGCGACUCGUUUUUCAAGAAAAUCCCAAAUUUGGUGAUGAACAAGAUGUUACACAGCAGAUUGUGGCCAUUGAUGAACAUAUUGAGAAAUUAUUAGCCGAAAUCAAACGAUUCGAAUCAUACAUUGCCGAAAUUGAACGAACACGAGCUCCAAGUACAUCGGAAUAUGAUUCCGCAUCUCGUAUACGAACUAAUUAUGGUUCCGAUCAAUCAAUUGGCACGGUUAACAAUAACAAUUCACAACCAAGUACACCCGGCGAGAAUCGAAGUCCGCCGGAUUUAACGGAAAACUUAACACCUACGCAAGAAUUUCAUCGUUUACCAUCGGUGACAUCCAUAACGUUGCAUCAAAACAAUAUGACUACAAAGCUAUCGUUAGACACGAUAACCAACGACGAACACAAUGGUUCAUUCGAAGACGAAAGUCUCGACGAUGAAAAUUCGAAUGCGAUCGAUCAUUCCGAUAGUUUAUAUCAACCACAAAUCAACGGUGGAGCAAUUCGGAAAGCUUAUGCAUUGUACGAUUUCACUGGUCACGGUACUAAUGGUUGUCAGUAUGUGAACGCAGCAUCAAUCUUUGUCGGUGAAUGUGUUGACAUCUUAGAAGAUGAUCAAGGAGACGGCUGGACACGUAUACAAAAGCCAGAUGGUUCAACUGGCUUCGUUCCUUCAUCCUAUCUUCGUAUCGAUUCUCAAAAACUUCUAUCAACCCCUCAUCCAAUUGAUUCAGGCCGUUUUUGA